Messenger RNA from Penicillium diatomitis, 3408 nucleotides. RefSeq lists its product as uncharacterized. The record is from RefSeq and is a predicted model, not a curated record. NCBI's taxonomy places the organism in Eukaryota, Fungi, Ascomycota, Eurotiomycetes, Eurotiales, Aspergillaceae. The coding region runs from base 1 to 3408 and encodes 1135 amino acids. The transcript has a single exon.
AUGGACGCGCACCUCAAGUCCGAUUCAAUGAGCAACCAGAGCUCCUCCCGAAAGCCAAAGCUUGAGUAUCGCAAGCCUUCCCUUCCCCAGCUAAACUUCAUCGCCGCUAUGAAACAGAAUCAGAGAUCGGUAUCUGCUGAUACCAAGCCUACUUUCCACGAGGAAGUUGCCUUUGCACCUGUUGUGCAUGCGUCUGAGUCCCUUAUCACCAACCGAAUUCUCGAGAAACCAAAGCCGGAGUACCGCAAGCCUUCUCUUCCCCACCUCAACUUCAUCGCCUCUCUGAAAGAGAACAAGAGAUCGGUGUCUGCUGACAACAAGCCUGCUUUCCAUGAGGAAGUUGCUCAUAAGCCUUCCGUGCAUGCACUUGGAUCUAUUGGCACCAAGCGCACCCCCGAGGAGCCGAAGCUGGAAUAUCUCAAGCCUUCUCUUCCUCAGCUGAACUCCAUCGGUGCUGUGGAACAUAGCCAGAGAUCGUUCUCUGCGAAUACCAAGCCAACUUUCCGUGAGAAAGUUGCCCAUAAACCUGUCGUUCACGUGGCAGGGCCUCUUAGCACCAAGCACGCCUCUCAGGCACCGGAGCUUGGCUACUUUGAGCCUGAUUUCGACAAGUAUUCCCACUCAGGAAGCUCUGAUUCAGACAUCGCACGCAUUUCACAAUAUUUCAACUCUGGUCGCAAUGAAUCGCAGUCUCCCAUUCAAGCUGAGGGUCUUGCCAUUGCUCUCCACCGUCUGACUUCUAUUUACGCUGCAAAUGUUCAGAUGAGACAGGAGCUGGAUGAUCAGAAGUUCGGCGCGCACACAUUUAAUUCUCAUGCUACCAUUCCCACCUCUCAGAAAGUGGCGACUGGACAUCGCAAGCAAGAUGUUCACAAGCAUCCAUCCCCAGAACAAAGCCCCUUGUACUCCAGUCCACGACUCCCGGCACAUUCUCGAUCUGGCUCAGAAGCCACUCAAUCUCCGAGCAUCAACGGCGUUUUGCGCGACUCUCAGGCUGAGGAUCUGAUUCUUGCUAUGCACCAGCUGACGUCUCUUUACGCUGCCAACAUCCAGAUGAGAGAGAGCCUUAAUGGUCCUAGAUCCGCUGGGUACACCCGUUCUGAUGGCAAAGAACACCCCGCGUCUAGCAAAGAGCGUCGUAUUGAUGACUCUGACAUCGAGGAACUCAUGAUUGCUGUGCAUGACAUGAACACUCUCAAUGGGUCCAAAGGCAAUUUAAAGCCUGAACUUAAAGUGCCCGAGCCGAUGGCGCACAAGCAUAGUUCCUCCAUUAUCAGAAAUUGCUCUCGAGAUCUUACUGUCAACAUUAUCAAGCCGGAAAUGUGUCAGUUGAAUCUCAGCCCUGUGCGCCUUUGUCAAAGACUGCACGUGGAUGAUCUCAGGCCUGGUGUUUGUCAGCCCUUGUCACUUCAGGCCGACUCUCACUCUAGUGACGCACAGCCUGAGAGUUCCUCCGACAAUGAGAGCGAUUUAUCUGAGCCCGCACCCACUAUUUACGUCUCGCCGGUUGCUGAGGGUAGCGAGGCCGAGGCCGAGUCCGAAGCGAACAAGCCCAAGCGUGCCAGUCUCCAAUGUGCCAUUUUCCAUGCUGAACCGGAGCUUUGGUACUUUAGACCUGAGAGCAGCAACUACGAUUCAUGUGCUACCACAUCUAUUGUGACCAGCUCAGAACGCGAAUGCACCAAGCUUGACUCCUACGGCGCCAGUUCUCCUCUCAUUGAUCGCUCUGUCCAAGAGCCGGAGGUUGAGUAUCUCAAACCUUCCGUCUACCAGCCUCCGUACCCCGGACACAAUCCCUGGUACACGGGUCCCCGACUCAGUACAUUGCCCUCUCCGGGUCACAAUGAGCCCACAUCCCCCAGCGUGAAGCACUUUUCUGGCUUUUCUUGGGACGGUGAACUUGAGCGUGGGGAAAGGGACGUCAAAGCCCCCUACGCCGAGGUUUCUAGAUUCUCUUUGGACACUGAGUCCGAGGAUGAUAAGCCUGACACCAACACACCUGCAGCAAAGAGUCUGGAUACUGCGCGCCGCUGGUCCUUCCACGACCUUCUUGCCGAUUUCCUGCGCCCAUCCGAGUCCGGCAGCGUCUCUUCUGGCUCAAGCGAGCUUCCUUCCAAGGAACCGGAGAUCGAGCUGCUCAAGCCUACGGUCUACCAGCCACCAUACCCUGGACACAACCCCUGGUACACCGGUCCACGACUGGACACACUUCCUUCUCCGGGUUGUGGCGGCCAGAAAUCCCUCAGCUUCAAGCAUUUCUCGGGUUUCUCGUGGUGUGCUGAGCACGAGAAUGAUGAGACGGACGUCGACGGUCCCGAGUGCGCCAGCUCGGCCUCUUCCGCUAUUCAGGAUGAUGAUAAUGAAUGGCGGGAGUUGCUGUACCCGGAGGGGCUCAACGUCCCAAGCAAGCAAGACCUGCCCCUUGGCCGGCUUUCUCGCCCACGUGGAGAGGCUGACGAGGCGCUCUCUGAAGCUGUAAGCCCUCCCUCACAGGCAAGCUUCACCUCGACCUUAGCAGACUCCGACGGGUUCACGGAGCCGGUCGCGGUCCCUCCUCCUCAACUGAGCUCAGUGAAAACUGAAAUCGACGACCGCGUGCCUAAGCACAAAGUUCUUUGGGGAGAGAACGGCUUGCUGGGGCUGAAGGAAGAGGAGCUCUCUCCCAAGGGUCGCCCCGCGUCUCGGCUUCUGGGUGGUCUCAAGAAGAAGCUGAAGCAGCAGCUCGCCGAAUUUGUAAGUGAUUCCUCUUAUCCCCACCUUAUUUCACCUCUCAUAUCUAAUCAUAAUGUUCAGGUGGACGAGCCUCACUUCGGACUGAAGCGCAAGGCUUCGAAUGCGGCUUCUUUUGCGGCGCCAGGUAGCUCACCUGCGUCACUCACAACUUCGCUGGACUCUGACAAGCAGGCCAAGUUGUACGCCGAGCUUGAGGUCCUCAUUUGCAACACGGCAAAUGACUUCAUCCUCGAGCAGUACUACGCUGGUCGGAUUUCCCAGCACUCGAUCGACAAGGUGAAUGCGGGCUGGAACAACAAAAACCAGCACCAUGUGAACGAGUUCCGUUUCGACCAGGCGACGCAGCGAGAAUUGAUCGUUGCCAACCGUCGCCGGAUCGCGUUCACGGGUGACUCGGCCCGCUUGCCAAUUUGUGUGCAGACAAACUUGCACAAUUGGAAAUGCCUUGCUCGCGAGAUGAGUGUUCGCACGUUUUGCCUCCCGGACAGUGCAAUCCGCAAACACCUCUUCGACCUCCGGCAGAUCAUCACCAUGAUGAACCCCAAGCUGGAUACGUUGAUGACCUUUCAGAGAGUCAGCUCUGAGAUCAACGACCAGAUGCUGGACAAGGAGGUUGCUGAGCGCCGCCGAAGUGAGGCUCUGCGGAAGAAGGGACAACUUCCGCGACACAGAUGA